Centruroides sculpturatus (bark scorpion) is the source of this 2108-nucleotide messenger RNA. RefSeq lists its product as uncharacterized. The transcript is spliced from 6 exons. The coding region runs from base 155 to 1312 and encodes 385 amino acids. The record is from RefSeq and is a predicted model, not a curated record. Lineage: Eukaryota; Metazoa; Arthropoda; Arachnida; Scorpiones; Buthidae.
GAUUGCUGUUUUAGGCAGACGAUCGUCUAGCAUCUGAACGAAGAGCAUCGUUUGGUUAUCUCUCGCCUUUUAGAAAUGACGGUGUUCCUCGAACCACUUCCAUGUUGGAAUAUAAAUUCAAUAGGAACUCGCCGAAUAUAAUACCAGGCUGAUAAUGCAUCAAACUAAUCAAGAAAGUGUAUCUAUAAGAAAUACUGAGCAUUCAACUAAAAAGAAACCGUUUGAUAUUUUAACUAAUAUAUUCAGGAAGAAAUCAAAAGAUCAAGAAUCUGAUAGCGAUUUACCAGAUGAUACGUCCAAAGCUAGAAAUAAUGUUAAAAAUUUAGUUGAUAGUGAGAAUAUAAAUACAAUUCAAAUCAAAAGAACUCAACCCAUUCCAACUCCAACGAAUAUAUAUAUAGAAACCCGCGAUAGAUCAUCAUCUGUGCAUGGAUCAACAGUAUAUAGCAAUCGAUCCCCAGUAUCUCCACGAGUUCGUAGUUUGGAAGAAGAUAUGGAGGCCUUACGCUUAUCUCGACAAGAUAAUCCUUAUAUUCAACAAAAAUUAGAAAGCUAUUCUUUAUAUGGAGAUUCCCGAGGUUCUAUAUCUCCAUCAUCUGUUUAUUCGUCUUUGCAGAAACACGACGAAGAAAAACUUGUGUCUGAAGAAUUUGAAGAUUUAAUAAUUAAAGAAGAAAACGAACAAAAUUUACACGAACAUUUAAUUCGAAGUCCGCCUCCAAAAUUUCCGAAGAAAAUGUCUCAGUUUGUUUUCCAUAGCAGGACUGGUUCACCACAACAUCAAGUUCGUGACUCAUACGAGAGUAUCCAAGACAACGUUAGUCAAGUGUCCAACCUAACAAAUUCGAAUAAUACUCUGUUAAAAACAAAAGGAAGUCUAUCCAUGACGUCCGUCAACGAUAAUGGACAAAUUAAAGACUUAAAAAAGAAUAAGGAUUUGAAACCACUGACCAAAAAACAGGGUACUGGUGCAUUAGAUCCCAGCAUGAGACAAGUACUAGAAUUUCAAAAGCAAAUUUAUUUUCCAGAUUCUAGAGUAGAAAUAAACAGUCCAGUGGAUAACACCAACAAACGUUCUUCAGACUUAUCUCCUCAUCGUUCGCAUUCCUUAAUAUCAAAAUCAUGGUCGACCAAUACUGUAUCCAGAUCUGUAUCACUUCCGACUACAACAAUAACUUAUUCUGGUGGCAGUAACGAAGAAGAAAAGUCAUACAGUUUAGCACCUGUUAAAGGCGCAAAACCGAAUUAUUAUUGUUUUUAUAUUAGAUGGAACUGGACAAUCAGCUUUCGGAAUCCCCCACUCUUUAAAUAAUGAUAUAACGACGCCAAAACUACAUCGUAAUCGACUUUCAUCUCAUGAAGACUCAUCAUCAUCAUCAUCUAACCAGGAGUUCGGAUGACAACUAGCUUCCCUACGAAAAUCGUUCCAUUCUUGGUUGAAUUCUAUGGUCGAUGCCUUACUACCUCCAUUUCCAUUUUCUUUUUUCUGUUGAUUCAGCACAAUUUGUGAAAGUUAGACAUUCGUCAUGUGCCAAAAUAACAUUUUUUUUUUUUUUCCAACGUCAUGUCAAAUGGAUUCUAUUUUAAUGGACUUGAUUUUUUCCUUGUAACGUGGUUUAAGGCUAUUUAGCUUUUAUUUAUUUUUCGUUAUGUGAAAUUCCAUUUGAAACAUAUGUAAUAUAUACACAUAUAUAUAUUGUUAAGAAUAUAAAUGACAAAUCAAUUUUAAUUAUUUGGGCUUUCUCUCUCUCAUAUAUAUACAUAUAUAUAUAUAAAUAUUUUAUGUAAUUAAAUGUUUUAAUUAACGCACUUAAAUCAUGACGUGAUGAUUAUCAAAUCCGCACAAAUUAGAAUAACUUCAAAGUAUUAAUCUAACAUAUUUUAUUUUAUAAAAAGAAAAUAUAAUAUUUAUUAACUUUAAGCACUCGGUUUUUUCUUGUGUAAUGAUAAAGAAUUUCCAUAUUUAGGAAUAUUUAUUAAAUAUUCUGUGGAUGAGAAAUUGUACACCUCUUUCUCUAACUUCAGUAAUUUUAUCUGCUUUGUUAUUCAGUCUUGUACGCGCUCUUUGAGAAAGAAAAGUUAAAUUAUUGCUAAAGUAAGAGAAAUAA